CCAUGACCCCAUAAUGUCUUCUAUAGUCAUUACUUAGAAAAAUAUAUUUAAAACUAGAAAGAUCUAUAAGUAAAUAGAUUAUGAUAGAUGAAUAGAUAGACAAUUCCUAAGGUCAUGUGACCGCGACGAAUGGCUGCCUCAAGGCACUGUGCUCCUGUUGGUUCUCCAUCUAUCGAACCUCGCUGACAUUCCUGGGAGGUGGCAGGAGAGCUGUAUUCUUGGUUGUGAUGUGUGGAAUAUUUUCGUGAAGAGUCUUGAAAAUCAGCUUUUUUUUUAUUGUUUUAUUCAAACAAACUUGAAUCUGAAUCCGUUGUCUUUGAUGAACCAUGGAUCGUUGGUACUGGUGCGAUCCUAGCUUAGUGUCGGGAGAAAGGACAGAAACCUCGGCUAAUGGAAUACGGUUGUAUGAUGGCGACAAGAAAACAGGAUAUGACGACGGCCACCUAGUGUUGACUAACUUUCGGCUGCUCUGGCGACAUGAAAGCCAGUCGUCAUCUUUAGGCUUACAACUCGGUCUAGUGGUUCUUGUAGAAGAGGAAGCAGGUGGAUAUUUUACCUCUAGUCCAAAAUUGAUUCUUCAUUUAUCACAGCCCCCACAUACUCAGUCUGCAGGACCCGUAGCUUCUAGUCCACAUUCGUUUAUCAAGUUGUCUUUUAGACAGGGAGGAUGUAGCACUUUCCAUCAAGUAUUGCAAAGGGUUGUUGGUGACAAGCAGUGGGAGAGAACCGCUCCGUCGAUACCUCAGGCGUCAAGGGGAAGUCAGAGAACACACACUGGUAUCUUAGGCAUAGAGCGUGCAAUCCAAGCCAAACAACAAGAAACGAACCAGAACAUCAGUCGUGCCUUUGAGGAUUUGAAAAAUUUGAUGGGCCUUGCUAAGGAAAUGGUGAUGCUAUCAAGGAAUAUCGCAAACAAAAUCAAAGAGCACUCUGGAGAAGUGUCGUCAGAUGACACCGUUCAGUUCAGAUCAUACCUUUUGAGCCUCGGCAUAGAUGACCCCGUCACCCGAGAAACAUUUGGGUCAGCAAAUGACUAUCAUCAUCAUUUGGCCAAGGAACUCUCACAGGCUUUAGAAGAGGCGGUUAAAGAGGCGGGUGGGGUCAUGUUACUCUCUGAAGUUUAUUGUCGCAUCAACAGAGCUCGAGGUUUGGAACUGCUGUCUCCAGAGGAUGUUCUUCAUGCCUGCCAAGUCAUGAGGAAGUUGAAUCUUCCCAUUAUCCUUCACACAUUUGAAUCAGGGGUCCAGGUUGUCCAGACAGCUGGUUUGGACCAAAAGAAAGUUGUAGCUGCAACCGUUGAGGUUCUGAAUCGCCACGAAAGUGAUGGAGUGUCAGCUGGUGACUUGGCUCGGGAGUGCGGGAUGCCAUUGCUCCUCGCACAGGAGAGACUUUUACAAGCAGAACGAUGUGCAGAAGCUGUAAGAGAUGAAUCAAAUCAGGGCUUAAGGUUUUAUCCUAACUUGUUCUUUUCACGUGCAGAAGCUUAGUCUAAUUUGAAUGGUGAACUUUGAUAAUGGAGAUAGUGCAGACUAGGGUGCUGUUUCUGGUCACUGUGAAACACCCUUAUUUGUUUAAGUUUCUAAAUCCAAAGCAGGUGACUAAUAGAUAAGGAUACUUUAACUGAUUUGAAUAAUGAUUCCCUCAUAUUAGAUUCUGUUCUGUUCUGUUUCCAUCUCACAUGUUGCAUCUCUGUUAUGUUUAGACUCUCUGUUUGAUGCUCAGAAAAUGACUUACUUAGGCUAUGUUGCUCAUACAUGACUGUAGUCUGGAUAAUGAAGAAUUGUGAAGGCAAUUCUUAUUAAUUGUACAUUGUAGUAACGCCAGAAAAAAAUUUAAGGCUGAUGCAUAAGUACAGAAAUGAGUGCAAGACCCUUAAGAAACUGAUGGAAAGUACGUACUGAUAUACCGUUAAGAGCUUUUAGAUGGAAACUGGCCAGUUUGAUAUUUUGUUAUUCAUUUCUAGUUCAUAGAAAUGAAGUAUAUUACUGUAAUGGUGCAGUAUGUAAACACGUGGUAAGGAAAGCAUAAAGUACUUCUGUACUUGUAUACCCUAUGUAUUGAUAAAUUGUAAGAAUUCUACCAUAUUCCAGAGCUAAAGUUAUAUUGUGACAGGUCUCUUGUCUUAGUAUUAUGGCAGAAUUGAAGAAAUGACACUUAACAUAAAACUAGACAAGAAUUACUUCAGGAUAUCAUGUUGUAUUCUUUGUACCAGUCUUUUGUCAUUUUUUUAAAAGUUUAGUUAGUUUUUGCACCUGAGAAAAUUUGGUAGAAGAGAACGUUUGCUUUCAGACAUAUACUACUUUAGUUCUUUUGUUAAAUGUAAUUUCCUAAAGAGAUGUUUAUUGUGAUAGUUGCAGUUUUUAUGCUCAAGUCUAUAACUUCUUUUAUUGACUAGGACGUAAGCUUUGUUGCUGGGAAAAUUCUUUUUGUGACGCAGUUAGAAUUCUCAUUGUAGAAAAAAUGAAUUGUAUUUUCAGUUGCAAGAUGAACAUCAAGUUUUCAUUCCUAUCAGUGACUUGGAAAAGUUAUUAUGAGAUCUUUUGGCCCUGGAGAAUGUAAGGUGUUGAAAAAUUGUAUAGAGCUGUACUGGAUAUGUGCCUUUAGGAAGACAAGCAUCUUAUGUCUGCUGGUACUACAAAAUAAACUUGCGUAGACUCUUGAAGGUCAUAAAAACCCUUCGCUUUUAAUCAGUCUUGAUAUCUCAGUGUGUGUGUGGAACAAACCAGUAAGUUUAUAGGGUCAGUAUGUCUGGUAUAACUCCUUGACCUCAUGUUAUCAUAUUUUAUCAGUUGUAGGCCCAGUGCAUUUAUUUAUUUCAUUUUGUCAUUGAUGAAGACGUAUUUAGACAUUUGUGAUGUCUUGGGAAGUAUUACUGUCCACUAUUACUAUUGAGAUGUUGAGAGCCUUGAUUUUUGUUACUCAUGAUUUAAAGUUUUCCUUUACCUUUGUGCAUUGCAAAUGUCCAUGUGCAACAGAGUGAUGCCACUAGCUUAAGAAUUUUGUAUUUCAUAGCAUACAGUUUAAAACUGUGUGGCUUGCAAUGCAGGAGUAGGAAGUUAAGUUAUGUACAUAGAAAUAUCUUUAGCCUGAUAAGAAAGCUACAGUAUAAUUAUAUUAAGUUUUACAAAUGACAAUAAACAAUGAAAAUUAU
Macrobrachium nipponense is the source of this 3151-nucleotide messenger RNA. Its product is annotated as vacuolar protein-sorting-associated protein 36-like. Gene Ontology annotation, biological process: protein transport to vacuole involved in ubiquitin-dependent protein catabolic process via the multivesicular body sorting pathway. The transcript is spliced from 2 exons. Bases 327 to 1487 code for a protein of 386 amino acids. Gene Ontology annotation, molecular function: ubiquitin binding; phosphatidylinositol-3-phosphate binding. Lineage: Eukaryota; Metazoa; Arthropoda; Malacostraca; Decapoda; Palaemonidae. Gene Ontology annotation, cellular component: late endosome membrane; BORC complex; ESCRT II complex. The record is from RefSeq and is a predicted model, not a curated record.